GGAAGGUUUGCUGCAGGAAUGUCAUGAUAGACCUGAGGGUUUUCAUUCUUCUCCAACUAUUUACUUUGCAGUCCACCAGCCAUGACAUCAGAGCCUAGACUACAUAAAUGAACUGAGGCAGAACACAUCUACACUUCUCUCCAGAGGAGGAGAAGAAAAAGGGAGGGAGAGUGGACUAAAGGAGAGCAGUGGACAGAGAUGAUGAAGAUGGACCAAAGAGACACGCAGCUUUUCUGCUCUAUGCUGUUCAUCACUCAGGUGUGGUGCCAGCUGUGUACCGGGCCAUGUCAGUGCCCGCCCAACGCGCCACGCUGCCCUGUCGGCGUACCCCUGAUGUUAGACAGCUGUGGGUGCUGCCAGGUGUGUGCUAGGCAGGAGGGUGAGGCCUGCACCAACCGGCUCCCCUGUGACACACACAGAGGGCUACAGUGUGAUUACAGUGCCAGCUUCCCCAGAGGGCCGGGACAGUGUGUCGGUCAGAAUGAGCUGGGCUGCGAGAUAAAUGGAAGGAGGUUGGAGGAGGGACAGGUAUUUCAACCUUCCUGUGCCCAGCUCUGCCAAUGCUUUGGGGGAGGGAUGACCUGCAUGCCCCUGUGUAGCAGUGAUCUGCAGAGGCCCGUUGAUAAGUGCCCCAACCCUCAGCUGGUGCGACCACCAGGGCGCUGCUGCAAAGAGUGGGUGUGUGAUAGCCUGGACAACAGCAUUUCCUCAAAUCCAUCAACAGCAGAGCAGGGGCGUCAAGACUUCGGGGGUGGGCCGUCCGGCCCGUUGUUUGGUUCAACCUCCAACUGUAUUGAGUGGACCUCAGACUGGAGCCCCUGUUCCCACAGCUGUGGCCCAGGUGUCUCCACCCGUACCACAAACAGGAACUGGGCUUGUCGUCUGCAGACUGAGACCAGACUGUGCCAGGUCAGGCCAUGCCAGGCUCUGCUACCGGGGCUUCGAAGGCUGCAGCCGGGUUCAGUGGUGUGUGAGAGCAGCUACAGUUCACCUCUGUCCGUUCAGUUUGAACACCAGGGCUGCUGGAGCACCAGAGCAUACCGUCCCAGGUUCUGUGCCUUGACCUGUCCGGAGGGACUCUGCUGCAGCCCCUCCCACACCAGGACGGCACGGAUUGUGUUCCGCUGCCCCCAAGGCAGGCUUACCCAGCAGCAGGUGAUGAUGAUCGAGUCCUGCUCCUGCAGCGUUACCAACUGCCGUCAAUCCCCAGUCACAGCUGGCAGGAGUGUCCGGUCUCCUGUGUGGCUGUGAGGUGUGUGUGCAUCCAUCUGCACACAGGAUGGGCAGAUCCUGUCUGUGAGAAUAAAAAUGAUCAGUCGUACACACACGACAAUGUGGCAGUGCAGGAAGUUGAGCCAGUGUUUCAAAAUUAUGGAAAUAUUACAAUCAGGAUGUGAAACUAUAAUAUUGAAUCCAGAUGUGCUGAUACAAGUUUUGUAAAUGUGCACUCACAUUUGAAAGUAAGACUCUCUGCUAAUCUGUAUUCAGAUUUAAAAACAUGAAGGUACAUUUAAAUCAUAUCACCAUACAGUAUCUCACCAUUUGAAUCCUGUCCACGCUUUGAUAAGCUCAGAUGCAAUGAGAUUAGAAAAUAAGUCCAUUUCUUUGUUGGGGGUUAGUCAAGGCUCACAAACCAACAGAAAAUACUCAGUUCCCCUCAGCUCUAUGGAGCAUGUUAAUGUCUUUCAGUUGAUUAUUUUGGUUUGGUGGCACAGUGGAACAGUGUACUACUACUGUAUAUAUACUUUACCCCACAUAUCACCCAGUGUUAGCUGGGAUUGGCUCCAGAUGCCUCGACCCUGAUAAGGAUAAGAGUUUAUGGACAAUAGAUGGAUGCUUUGGUCAGUCUCUUUGUUCUCCUAACCUUGUGUCCAGACAAACCCACUGUACACUACCUGUUCAACACCAAGUAGCAAGUAUAGUUAGUGAUUAGCUGACAUUUAUCAGGUCACCUGUCACACGUCUUCUAAUCAAUCCUGAUCGCCGUCUGCUUGAUGUGUAAAAAGGCAACUGUUAUAGCCACAAUGACUUUAUGAUUCCAUAAUAUCAGUCUUUGUUCAGGUGGCAAAAAGAAUAAAUUCAACUGCUGCUGUCAUUUUGCAGGUUAGAAGAGCGGCAGUUUGUAAAAGCUGAGCAUCCAGUGUAUGAUUUCAGAGAUGCCAUUGUUUAAUUCCAACUCGUAAUGUACGCGUAAAUCUGCGAUAUAAAGCUCAUACUUUACAUGUAAUAUAGAAAUUAAAACAGCCCGUUGGCCCUUGCAGAGCAUUUUGGCUCUUGACAAUUGUCAAUAAAGUUUUGUGUAAAAGUUCUAAAGCUGUAAAGAAAACAUGCUGUCUUGAUCAUCCAGUGUGCUGAUUAUUGAAACUGAUAGGAGGAGGAGGGAACAUGAGAAAGACACCAGCCAGCCUCCAUAUUUUUACUAUAACUUUGGGGAAUGGACUCAUUGUGACACACUGCUCAGAAACAGGCUCAGAUCAUAUAGUGUAUGCCCAGCUUGAGUCUUGGUGGUCCUGCUCAUCUGUCAAUCUUAGACUUACAUUCAUGCCACCUCAUCAUAGAUCUCAACACACAUUUGAGUUAGCCAAAAGUUGGACAGAACUUUCAGAUAACUGCACACUGAAUUGGGAGAGAGACGGCACAGUUAUUAGACACGUUUGUGCACUUUUUGUGUGUGUAAAUGUUAGGAUGAAAUUAAAAAACACUCUGAUUUAAUUUACAGGAGGACACUAACAGUGGACUGAUUCAUGUUUAAUAAAACUGACAGUAUCACUGUUUUGUUUUUAUUUAUGAGUAGAAUGGAUAUUAGCA
This is a messenger RNA of Larimichthys crocea (large yellow croaker), 2808 nucleotides long. Its product is annotated as WNT1-inducible-signaling pathway protein 2-like. Gene Ontology annotation, molecular function: integrin binding; heparin binding. Gene Ontology annotation, biological process: cell adhesion; signal transduction; positive regulation of cell differentiation. Bases 199 to 1251 code for a protein of 350 amino acids. Lineage: Eukaryota; Metazoa; Chordata; Actinopteri; Sciaenidae. The record is from RefSeq and is a predicted model, not a curated record. Gene Ontology annotation, cellular component: extracellular region; extracellular matrix. The transcript has 5 exons.